Messenger RNA from Homo sapiens (human), 2112 nucleotides. RefSeq names its product DnaJ heat shock protein family (Hsp40) member B8 (gene DNAJB8). Gene Ontology annotation, cellular component: cytoplasm. Bases 1304 to 2002 code for a protein of 232 amino acids. Gene Ontology annotation, biological process: negative regulation of inclusion body assembly. Gene Ontology annotation, molecular function: Hsp70 protein binding. The transcript has 3 exons. NCBI's taxonomy places the organism in Eukaryota, Metazoa, Chordata, Mammalia, Primates, Hominidae. The record is from RefSeq and is marked reviewed.
AGCGGCUCUCUAGAGCUUGCCUGGGAGCUGCUGAGGAGCUCACGGUAUUCCAGGAAGCUCCCCAUCCAUGCCUCAGCCUGUGGCUCAGAAGCAGGGUCUUCGCAGAAGAUUGCCCCGAGCUGUUGCAAAGCUCACCAUUGUCACCUGCCUGCAACGGCCUCUCUUUUCCACUCUCCAAAUCCCUUGUAUUGGCAGGCUCUAGUCUGGAAUUAUACCGGUGAUGGGAUUCUGGAAAAUCCCUCAGAUUUCUCCAGGAUGCAAGGAGACCAUGGAAGAGGAACAAGCCUGCAAGGGACAGCAGGUGCUAACUGCUAACCGAGACAUAGUGACAAAAAUCCAGCCACAGAGAUAAAGAAUCAGGUUCAUCUGUAGCUACAUCCAGUGGAGAAGUUCUGCUCUUCAACUCCUCUGCUAAGCCACAUGUGUCAGCAGGUGUAGAAUUGAGUGGAACACUUCUUUGGAUUUGCUGUCCGCUGCAGCCUUGGCCCUGGUUUCACAUCCCCUCCCUCACUGACUCGCUGUGUGACCUUGAGCACUGUGUGUCUCUGAGCCUGGUUCAUCCAAGAGUUUACCGACGGCCCUCGUGUGCCAGCCACUGUCCUAGACAGGGACAGACUUUCCCGCCUUUGUGGAGCUUACCCCGGAAGACCUGGCCAGAUAAUGGGCACAAAAAAAGCAGGCUCUUGUCCCCACCCCAGCCUGCCUGAACCCCACCUUGGCCUCCUCUUGCCUCAGCUGCUGCCCAGCCAUCGGCCGAGUGGACAUACCCAGGACGCCCUUGCCCGCCUCCCCCACCACGGCCACAGACCUUUGUCACUCACCAAGGCUGGAAUCCCGUGGCUGAUCCUGCCUCUGCCCUUUGGCUCCCGGGACUCAGCCCACACCACCUGGGUCACAGAGCAUCCCAUUCCCACACACCGUUGUGGCCACCUCACCAGCAGGGGCAGGCCCAUAUGCCCAGGUUUGCCUGGUGAGGAGCUGGGGGCGGGGGUAUGCCCCGCCCCGGGAGCUGACGUCAUAAAAGGAGCUCUGGAGGGCAGCCCACUCUGGCCUGGCCCCACAGCGGCAGUGUCCCUCCCCUCCCCCCACUCCUCUCAGUGGGGGCCCCUCCAGUCCCUGAGAAUUGGUACUACGAAAAGGUGAACUCCUGGGCAGAAUCUUGCCUAGAGCUUGCGGAGUCCAGCCAGGCCCCUGCUGAAGGGCCCCAGACCACCGGCCACUUCUCCCCCGUCCAUCUGACCAGCUGGGCCCCUGCGCCCACCUGGCCUCCACGUUCCCUCUCCUCUCACCCACACCCCUGGCCAUGGCUAACUACUACGAAGUGCUGGGCGUGCAGGCCAGCGCUUCCCCGGAGGACAUCAAGAAAGCCUACCGCAAGCUGGCCCUUCGUUGGCACCCCGACAAGAACCCUGACAAUAAGGAGGAGGCGGAGAAGAAGUUCAAGCUGGUGUCUGAGGCCUAUGAGGUUCUGUCUGACUCCAAGAAACGCUCCCUGUAUGACCGUGCUGGCUGUGACAGCUGGCGGGCUGGUGGCGGGGCCAGCACGCCCUACCACAGCCCCUUCGACACCGGCUACACCUUCCGUAACCCUGAGGACAUCUUCCGGGAGUUUUUUGGUGGCCUGGACCCUUUCUCCUUUGAGUUCUGGGACAGCCCAUUCAAUAGUGACCGUGGUGGCCGGGGCCAUGGCCUGAGGGGGGCCUUCUCGGCAGGCUUUGGAGAAUUUCCGGCCUUCAUGGAGGCCUUCUCAUCCUUCAACAUGCUGGGCUGCAGCGGGGGCAGCCACACCACCUUCUCAUCCACCUCCUUCGGGGGCUCCAGUUCUGGCAGCUCGGGGUUCAAGUCGGUGAUGUCGUCCACCGAGAUGAUCAAUGGCCACAAGGUCACCACCAAGCGCAUCGUGGAGAACGGGCAGGAGCGCGUGGAGGUGGAGGAAGACGGGCAGCUCAAGUCGGUGACUGUGAACGGCAAGGAGCAGCUCAAAUGGAUGGACAGCAAGUAGGCGCUGGCCACCCGGCCCUGCCUUCCCACCACCACCACCGUGCAUGGGGCAGCAAACACGUGGGGCCGCAGACAUAGCCUGAUGGUUAAUAAAUGUGCCAAGUGAGUUCA